Molecule: messenger RNA, 2331 nt
Organism: Topomyia yanbarensis
Lineage: Eukaryota; Metazoa; Arthropoda; Insecta; Diptera; Culicidae
Product: mucin-2-like
Exons: 2
Coding region: 1-2331 (776 amino acids)
Source: RefSeq, a predicted model, not a curated record
AUGCUUGGUGAACAAAUGCUGAAAUUGUUGAUAGCGGCAUGCCUGGUAACGCACGGAUUUGGACGGCCAGAUGUUUCCCACAUUUUGAAGCAAAAUCGAACGAGUCGACAGCAGCAGAAUAAGACUUUCCAUCCGUUAGAUUACUUGGCGCAGUUUAAAAGCAAUCCCGAGAAACAAGCUGCAUCGGAAAAGGGUUUGAGUGUCUUUGAUUAUCUUGAUACGUUUAAUGAAACGGAAGUUAAUAAUUUUGGGGAUCGGUUCAUAAAGCAGAAACAAAAUGAUUGGAGUAAAGCUUUUAGAUAUAUGAUAAAGCCUUCUCCGUUCAAAAGGAAUACGGCACAAAAUGGCUAUAUCUAUGAGAAACCUGCUGUUCCAUUACCAAUUAGGCCGGGAGGUGGUUUGGAUUUUCCGAUCCAUCCGGAUGGUAAUUUGAUCAAACCUGUGUCGACCCAAGCGCCCGAAUAUCUUCCACCAGUAGAGCAAGUUCCACUAGCUAGUUCACCGGUGGAUGCUUCGGUAGCAACUAGUACUCAAUCAUCAUAUCCAGCAUCAAUUUUACCAGAUGUUGGCGGAACUCGACCUAAUAGUUAUCCAAGUCAACAGGAUUCUUCGACAGGAACUGCAGGAUAUGAACCAGAAAAACUAACUACAACUAUUCGAACUACUACUGGUUAUAAGUUUAAAGACACAACCUUGAAUCCAGUUGAAGAUUUUGAUAUUCGGAACAGCGGAAAAGAUGACGGUAUCGAGCAAAGCUCUAGUCAGAGUCCCGCAAAGGAACAAACAGACUCCACAACCGAGAACGAAUUCACUGUUUAUCCACGAGGACCAAGUUCGACACAAGCUGAAACAGACAGCUCAUCUACUCAGAGUCCAUUUAGCGGAUAUCCUCGGGAAACACCCAGCCCUAAUUCUCCUAGUACCGAAAGCAGUACAGAUACUCCGUUUACCACCGUUGGAAGUACUUUCACAACUCAUCAGACCUUCGAUAACGAUGAAGGCUAUAGUUACAACAAGCCAGUUAUACCACCAAAUCUCAAUGAAGUUAUCGGGGAGCCCGGAGACAUCAACGAACUUGCCACGACUACUUCAAGCACAACAACGACCCGUAAAUAUAAUGGGUACAACAUACCGCCGAAGCCUUUGCCAGAAUUGGUGGUACCCGUGCGUCCAAGUUCCACAGAAACUCCCGAAGGAACUCCUGCAGCUGAAAUUUCCUCUGUAGAAAUGACGACCGUUUCUCCAUCGGAGGGAACAUCUUCUACUGCUGCUCCGGAAUAUCUUCCGCCCAAUGAGUCCAAUGAAACAAAACAGCCAUCGGAAACUACACAGCAACCUCUCGCUGGGCAAACCCCGCCUCCAAACUACCCUACAUUGUCGCCUACUUAUGUUUCUGUGGCGGAAACGACAUCUUCUACUGGGUAUUCUACCUACAAGCCCGACUCUACUACGUUUGGUGGUUAUCCAGAUAGAGAAACUACACAUUCAUCCGGUUAUUCUAGUCAAGAUACUACCACUAGCGGAGGAUUCACUAGUCCCAACCAAGAAACGACAACCAUGAAUGGAUACCUACCUCCAGAGUCUUCUUCGAUAGGAUCGAAUGUUCCGGAAUAUAACACAUCACCUAGCGUUCCGGUACCUUCUCAAGAUAAUGCUUAUCCUGAGUAUUCAACUAUUGAUCAUUCGCCUACUCUCAAGCCAAUCGACGAAUCUUCUUCGUACAAACCGAACAGUGGACCACUGAAUGCAACGACAUCGGUUGUGGAUGAACAAAAACCAGGUUCGACAGCAGCUCCAGAAUAUCUUCCUCCAGAUACCAGAUUCGGAACUAACAACAAUUACCCGUCAUCCGGCAACACCAUAUCUGAGCAGCCAUCGAUCCUUCCAAUUGACAGUGGCCUACCCAGACAGCCAAGUGGGAACGUAGGUUCGGACCCAUCUCAAACCCCGAUGGAAGAGAUCGUAGCUGAGAUCAACAAUCUAAUGCCGAACGAAAAUUCCCCUGACAUCUAUCCCCUUCCGAGCUUAGGUGAAGCGGACACCGGAAUGCGGAUCGUGGUAGAAGACAUGCCAACCAGUGACGCUCCGCCGCUGGAUCGAUCGCCCAGUACUGUAGCGGAUACGAUAACAACGUAUCAUCCGACGUCCUCGCAGCGCACAACACCCGCCGAAACGGAUGCCGAGGAAUCCGAACUGAAACCUCUAGUAGCUGCCGUGGAAGCCCCAAGUGAAAUGGGCUACAACUAUCAAGUUCCAGCGGUGCCGGUGGCGUCGCAUACCCUCGAUGACCAAGGGUACCAUUACAAGAUCCCUAGUGUUCCUUUUCUUUAG